Laccaria bicolor S238N-H82 is the source of this 1536-nucleotide messenger RNA. RefSeq lists its product as uncharacterized. Bases 1 to 1536 code for a protein of 511 amino acids. The transcript is spliced from 5 exons. The record is from RefSeq and is a predicted model, not a curated record. NCBI's taxonomy places the organism in Eukaryota, Fungi, Basidiomycota, Agaricomycetes, Agaricales, Hydnangiaceae.
AUGCAACAAAGCUUUACACCCCCACCUGUUGAGCGCACGUCCCGGCCAGAAGGUUCGCGUUCGGUAUCCCGUUCUCGGCAGGUCAGCCCACCAGAUCCCAAGGAGGUUCAUCUUGACACGGCGCUCUAUCAGAAGAAGAUUGACUUUAGGUCCUUGAGCCCCCCACCGAACUUCGACAUGCAGACGAUGCAGCAGGAGAUCAGAAGACUUGCUCAUGGCCAAGCCGACCUCCUGCAGAAACUCCGAGACCAACAAGCGCAAGUCAGCGUCAUGGAGUCGUCUACCCCUACUAUGCGAGAGUAUUCGGCAUUUGUGGUCCGAAAACAAGAUAUUGACGCAAGUGCCCUUCUCCCCCCGGCGGUUGACUCACCUGUGACCCUGUCACAACGUCUUUUGGCGCUCGAAGAGAUUACCCGGUGUAUUCAAGAUCAAGAUUUGGCUAGCCGUCCUCUGUCGGAGAAAAUUGCAAGUCUAGAGACCUCCGUUUGGUUUCAGGAAGAAAAAAUCACUGGAGCGACUCGCCGGAUGGACCAUAUUGAAGAGUCUGCCCACAUGCGUUGGAAGGAAACACAAGAAGAUUUGCAGUCCAUCCGAAGUGAUCACCAGAGACUGGAAGCCGAGGUGAGGGAAGCCGUCAAGACACUGGAGAACAAGUGGGAGACUACGCCAGCUGCGUUACAAGAGAGUCUCACCCGGGGCUUUGAGAAACUUGCAUGUACAAGUCCUAAGAGAGUCUUGAUGGCCGGUCCACCUUUGAUGGGGUCAACUGAUCCAUGGGCUCAUCAGCAGGCACCAUCAACUAUGGAUGGCUCCGAUGACGAUGGAGAAGACUUGGAUGUGGAGAAACCAACCAAGAAACCAACCAAACAGCAUGACGAACAUCAUGAGGAUGGCUCUGAUGAUAGUGACUCAGACUCCGAUAAUGGUCAAGAGAGGCCAAAGCAGGAUACUCUGACCAAGCCCACAGUGAAACCUAGCAGGGUCAACCCGACCUUGGAAAAGGAUAGAGACUCAGGAUCAGAUUUGGGCUCAGACGAUGCUAUGAUCACUGUAGAUACCAGCCCCGAGCUUCAGCCUCGGUACAACGACACCCAGGCUCUCUCCCAUGAAGUACCAUCGGACACUGAGGUCUUGGCUGAUGAUACAUUUUGGGAAGCCGACCUGGGCUGUGGGGUGGAGUCGGCCGAUCGAGUGAAGAAGAGAAAAUUCACUGAUGAGGAGGAUACACCCUGCAAGUUUCCUCGGUUAGAGAAGGGCAAAGUCAAAUGCCGAGCUGCCUCGGCUGUUAUCCAAGCCACUGUCAAACCAGCUCAAGCAACCAAUCUGAGGUCGGACACAACCAAAGCUUUGAAUAGCUUUGAUUUCACUAAGUCAAGUGGUGUCAACGCAAAACGACCAGUCCCUUCAAAACAAAAGGAGUCAGAGGCCGGUCCCAGUCAGCAACCAUCUAUUGAUGUCCCCACCAAGCCAAAACCAAAACCUCGUCCUAUCAUGAAAGGCAAGGUUUCUACAGGGGAACUCGGUAUAGUAACCUGA